Messenger RNA from Capsella rubella, 1737 nucleotides. RefSeq names its product WD repeat-containing protein 76. The coding region runs from base 53 to 1597 and encodes 514 amino acids. Gene Ontology annotation, cellular component: nucleus. The transcript has 4 exons. The record is from RefSeq and is a predicted model, not a curated record. Gene Ontology annotation, molecular function: protein binding; DNA binding. Gene Ontology annotation, biological process: regulation of DNA damage checkpoint. NCBI's taxonomy places the organism in Eukaryota, Viridiplantae, Streptophyta, Magnoliopsida, Brassicales, Brassicaceae.
UUUUUUUUUGGGUGCAAAGAGAAAAAAAAAAGUGUGAUUCUUUGGAGCAUCAAUGGCGACGGAGUACGAGCGCAAAAGAUUGGAGAACAUAAGACGGAACGAUGAGAUGAUGGCGGCUCUUAAUGUCCGUGCCAAGGCUUCUUCUCUUCUCUCCGCUAAAUCUAAAUCAUUUACGAAGAAGAAGAAGAAGCCCAAACCUGAAACACCCGUCGUUAUUCGACAGUCUCUACGCACCAGAGGCUUGAAUCCAGAUUCCGGUGGCUUACCCGAUGGGUUCUCUGAUUAUCUCACCAAAACCACACCUUCUUCUUCUUCUUCUAAGAAGCAAUCGCCACGUCUAUUGGCUCCUCUGCCCUUCGAUUCCGCUUAUGAAGAAGGUGAUGGUUCCUAUACGAAAUUGGUUGAUACUCUUUUGGCUUCUGCGAGUAAUUCUUGUAGACGCAGUUUGGUUAAGGGCGAAACUGGAUCGGUUAAGGAUGAGAACGAGUCUCCUCCUAUGGUGAGCACUAGGAGUACUUCUCGUGCAUCUAAAGUUUCUGUUAAAAAGGAAGAGCCAGAAGAUGAUUCCUUGAGUGUUUGUGUGAAGAAGGAAUUUGAUUUUCCGGCUAAGGCUGAGAAAAUUGAGUUUGAGGAUGGUUUUGAUCAGAUCCGCUUAGAAUCGCGUAAUGUAGCCCGUGUUGUGCCUGGGAGGAUUUUUGUUGUCGAAUUCUUACCUUGCCAGAAUGUUAAGAUGAUCGCUGCAGGUGACAAACUAGGGAAUGUUGCCUUUUGGAAUUUGGAUUGUGAUAGUGAGGAAGAUAACGAUGGCAUAUAUCUAUUCACCCCUCACUCAGCACCAGUUUCAUCUAUUGUGUUUCAGCAAAACUCUUUAUCAAAGCUUAUUACCAGCAGCUACGAUGGUCUUAUCCGGUUGAUGGAUGCCGAGAAGUCGGUUUUUGAUUUGGUAUAUUCCACAGACGAACCUAUAUUUUCACUCUCCAAGAGACCAAAUGAUGACCAAAGCUUAUACUUUGGCGAGGGAAACAGAAUGCUCAAUGUUUGGGACCUCCGAGCAGGAAAAUCAGUUUCCCAUUGGGAUUUACAUGAACUCAGGAUUAACUCUAUAGACUUCAACCCGCUAAAUCCCCAUGUCAUGGCUACAAGCUCCUCAGAUGGAACUGCUUGCCUUUGGGACUUGAGAAGCAUAGGAGCCAAAAAGCCGAAAUCAUUGACUACUGUAAAUCAUUCUAGGCCCGUCCACUCUGCUUAUUUCUCACCUUCUGGCCUUUUACUUGCAACUACAAGCCUUGACAACUACAUUGGUGUUCUAAGCGGCAUCAAUUUUGAGAAUACUUCCAUGAUAUAUCACAAUAAUAACACCAGCAGGUGGAUCUCCAAAUUCAAGGGAGUGUGGGGGUGGGAUGAUUCAUACAUCUAUGUCGGCAAUUUGUCAAAAAAGAUUGAUGUGAUCAAUCCAAAACUGAAGCGAACAGUGAUGGAACUGCAGAACCCUCUGAUGAGAGCUAUUCCAUGCAGAAUAUGUUGUCAUCCAUAUAAUGUUGGGACGCUUGCAGGAUCCACAGCUGGAGGACAGGUCUUUGUAUGGACAACAAAGUAGGCGUAAUAUUACAAUUUUUCGAUCAUCACAAGGUGUUGUGUUGUUUUGUUGUCUCUUACACAAUGUAAAAAGACUAAGAAUUGAGGUUCUUUUCAAAAUGUAGCUUUAGUAGAAUGAAUAUUCUUCUUGGGUUUUGGAUC